Ylistrum balloti is the source of this 2073-nucleotide messenger RNA. Its product is annotated as BICD family-like cargo adapter 1. The record is from RefSeq and is a predicted model, not a curated record. The coding region runs from base 1 to 2073 and encodes 690 amino acids. The transcript is spliced from 13 exons. Lineage: Eukaryota; Metazoa; Mollusca; Bivalvia; Pectinida; Pectinidae.
AUGUGUGCUUGUCGCUUGGAAUGUGGGGGGUCAUCCCCGUCCUCACCCCACGGUCAGUUUGAUAUAGACGACUAUUACAGCCUUGCCCAGACGAUGGGUGACCGGGAGGAGGAUGACAAUCCCAGCACCCCUACCGAAGAUGAUGUCUACACACAGCUGGCUCAGAAAGAAAGGGAUCUCACCCUUGCGGCGGAGUUAGGGAAAGCCUUAUUGGAGAAAAACGCUGAGCUAGAGAGGAAAAAUGAACUAUUAAUUGAGGAGUACUCCAAAAAAUUAGAGGAACUUGAACAAGAGAAAUAUGAGCUGCAUUUAAAAUUAGAGAAGACAGAGGCAGAGUAUGAGAACAAAAUAAAGGAGCUACAGUAUGACAUUGAACAGAUCCGACAUGAUUUCCAGUCACAGAUGUUCCAGAGCACCUCGGAUGACAAGGAGAAAUCACAUAUCAUAAAGGAUAUAACCCUCCAAAAUGAACGCCUCAAGGAAGAUGUUCAACGGGCAAUAUUCCGUGAAAAUGAACUUUCUUCAGAAGUGCAGGGUCUCCGCGAGCAAGUCAUGUCGCGGAAAUCAUCCAUGCAUAUUCAUCUCAGUCAGCUGGAAAUCCUGCAGGAAGAGAUCACUGUACUGAACCAGAGGAAAGCAGAGCUGGAAAGGAGGAUUGCUGUACUGUCUGAAGAAAAAGAGGCCAUGAAGGGUCGACAUGAGGACUCUGUGGAGAAAAUAAUGACUCUGGAAAAACAGAACAGAGAGAAGGAACAACAGAUACAACACCAGCAGAGAGAUCUGAUAGAGCUUCAGGAGACAAAUUUACAAUUAGAAGCUCAGCUCCACAACCUGGCUAAUCAGAAUUUGUCCCGCGGACAGGUGCUCAGCAGUGAAUUAGCUGACCAGGGAGGCUCGCACUCCUUGUUUAAUGAAAUGUCAAGAAUAGGCCAACUUCACCACAGUAAUGGUCAGUCUAACGGAAAUGGUCAUUCUACAUCUCUGUUUGAGGAGCUGUCAGGUGCCUCCAAACAUAUACCUGUAGCUAACAUGAUGUUGGACGGUGAUGACAGUUGUAGCCUCCGGCCGAUGUCAAUGUCGCAGAUGAUGGAAGAAGAUGACUUCGAGUGUGAUGAUGAAGAGGUCUGUGUUAGUUACCAUGGGUCAGAUUCAUCACCACUCAGCUCCACCAUGUUGUCAGACUCAGCCUUCCUCUCACACUUUCAGAGAUCUUCAUGUGCAAUGGAUAUUGAUUGUGAGACACAUGCACAGCUCAAGGCUAUACUCAAGCUACAAGAGGAGCUGGUCCAGUCUUAUCGGCAGCUUAGACAGAUGUGUUCCGACUUCAGCCCGAUGAUCCCACGAAAUCGGAAUUCUAUCCUGGAAGAAGAUGGAAUUCAGCCGGGCAAAUUAACAGGUGUUUUACAAAACCUUCGGGAGCUAAUGCAGGAUAUGGUACCUCGCAAAGUUAUGUUCUCUGCAGCAUCCCAGGCUAAUUUAGCUGAUGAUGAGGAGGAUAUUUCCUUAUCAGAGCUACAGAAGCACAUCGGGGAGCUUAAGUUUGAACUCACAGAGGCCCAAGGUGACCUUGAUAGAGUCAAGACAGAGUUGAAGGAGCGAGAUCAGCAGCUAGAGACUAAGAGUCAGGAGCUAGGCCAGCUUACCAACAAGGUAAAGGUGUCAAUUCUAGAGUUGACAAUGCAGCAUGAUGAAAUAUCACGGGUACAGUCACAGAGAGAUCAGAUACAGAACAUGUCAGGAUGUGCAAUGACCAGGGAUGAGGUCAUUGAGCAGGCCCGAAGGGAUCGGGACGACGCCAUAGAAAAACAAAACAAGAUGGAGAUAGAAUUGGCUAAAGCUAAGCUGGACCUGCUGAGUCUUAACAGUCAACUGAUGGAGACUAUUCAACAGAAAGUGGCACUGUCACAACAGCUUGACCAAUGGCAGGGCAAGGAAGCAGGGGUUGAUAUGGAGGAAAUGCUCGACUCGCAGAUGAAGAAACGGAUUCAAGAACAAUCUGAGAAGGAGAUCAUUGUGGAUAAGUUAACUAAACAGAUCAAAAUGAGAAAAUCUAAAUCCAGCUCUUUUGUAUGA